Messenger RNA from Cryptomeria japonica (Japanese cedar), 621 nucleotides. Its product is annotated as early nodulin-75-like. The record is from RefSeq and is a predicted model, not a curated record. The coding region runs from base 1 to 621 and encodes 206 amino acids. NCBI's taxonomy places the organism in Eukaryota, Viridiplantae, Streptophyta, Pinopsida, Cupressales, Cupressaceae. The transcript has a single exon.
AUGGCGAUGGCUCUUCAUCAUUCCCUUUUACUUAUCGUCUUGUUCGCAUUUGUGUCCGUGUGUUCAUCGGAGAGACCAUUGCCUCCCUUCCACCACAAUGGAAAGCCUUUACCAGGAACUCACCCUCCUACACUUCCCCCGCCACCUCAGAAACCACAACCACACCAUCAUUCUCCCUUUGUUCCAAAGCCCCCACCCCUUCACAAGCCCCCAUUUGAGAAGAAGCCUCCGAUGAAAGGUGCUCAGCCUCCUCCACUUCCAAAGCCACAACCACACCCCGCAUCUCCAUUUAUUCCAAAACCACCUCCACUUCACAAGGCUCCAUUUGCAAAGAAACCUCCCAUGAAAGAUGGUCACUUCUCUUCUCCCCCUAAUGCUCAUCAAUCUCCUCCCCUUCCCAAAGUGAAAUUACCCCUCAUUCCCAAGCCUCCACCAGUGCAUGGUAAGGUGCUUCCUCGUACCAUCAACGAACACCCCACUUCUUUCUCCCAUGAAAAACCUCAUCCUCCAUUUGACAAGCCAGGUUCCCCCAUCUUCAAUCCCCAUGGCCAACCCCAUCCUCCCUUGAAGAAAUCUCCUCCCAAGCCACUAGUAAAGCCCCCACCAAAGCAUGGACAUUAA